CUUCGUCUUCUUCGCCAUUCUCUUUUUACAGAACUAGAGAUAGGCAAAACCCUAGCCCCCUCCUUCGAUCUCCUCUGCCUAUUUCUUCAACAAUAUCUUAAAUUUUUCUCACCAAAAUUCAUCAAAUUCAAAGAGGAAGGAUGCCCAGUUGCAAGAACGCUUCAUCACGUCAAGAAUCGGCGGCAGAAGAAGGUGAGAGGCCAUGGCGUCGUGAAGGGAGCAAGUCCAUUCACAUCCAAACCGGACUCGCCUUCAACACUGGGGCUUCAGCCAAGAGGAUCCACAACAUCUUUCUCACGAAGGAGAUCGUCUCACCUAAGAUCGUGAACAAUGACCUCUUCAAAUCGGCGACCUAUGCCCCAAACUUUACUCGGGACACUCAGGUGCCGGUCAAGAAAACUUGUUUCAUCACUGAAGCCAAGUUUUCCCGGAUCGUGUACCGUGAGGAGGGCGAUGCUGCACCAAAUCUGGACCUGAUAGUCGCCGACGAAGAAGAGAGCCAAAAUGAGACUCAAGCUGAGUCAUCUCGUGCCAGAGGAAGUCGAGCCACGGAGCACGUCGCUCGUUAACGCAGGACUUGUCCAAGAGAAGAAGCACCGAAACCUUCUUGGGUGAAGAGGAUCUUCGAUACUCUCACGUGCAUCCGAGAUAACGUUCGCCAGCUCAACGAGAGGAUUACUCGUUUUGAGCAAUCCCGCUCCUACCGUGGCCCGCGUCACAGCUUUAGCGGAGGAGCUCGUCCGGCAAACUCUCUUUGAUUAUACUCCUUCUAUCUUGACUUAUUAUGAUACUUUGUUAUUUGCUAUUGUUAUUGUUAUGACUCUUUUGAUGAAUGAUUAUGUUGCUAAUUAUGUAUUUGUGUGUUUCGCAAUGUAGUUCUCCUUUAGAACACAUUGUCCCUUUGUGGCAUUCCUGUUAGAAGUUUUUUUUAAGAAAAUUUCUUGCAAAUU
Cuscuta campestris is the source of this 950-nucleotide messenger RNA. The record is from the annotation of a GenBank genome assembly. NCBI's taxonomy places the organism in Eukaryota, Viridiplantae, Streptophyta, Magnoliopsida, Solanales, Convolvulaceae.